Messenger RNA from Nerophis lumbriciformis (worm pipefish), 1557 nucleotides. Lineage: Eukaryota; Metazoa; Chordata; Actinopteri; Syngnathiformes; Syngnathidae. The record is from RefSeq and is a predicted model, not a curated record.
AUGAAAACAACCCCUUUUAGUCCCGGAAAGCUGAAUCUCAAGUGGCUUGAGCAGAUUUAUCGCGGCAACCUGGCUGUUGAAAUUGACGGUAAGGCAAAGGCCAGGGUGGAUCGCGCCGCAGAGGUAGUGAAUAGUGCAGCAUUGGGAGCGGCAGCGGUGUAUGGCGUCAAUACCGGCUUUGGCAAGCUGGCAAACACGCGAAUCGAUGCAAUUGACACUGCGCGACUGCAGCGCAACCUGAUUUUAUCUCACUGCUGCGGGGUGGGUGCAUCGUUGCCGGAUAAUGUUGUGCGUCUAAUUAUGGUGCUGAAGCUGAACUCUCUUGGCUGCGGUGCGUCUGGCGUACGCUGGCAGCUGAUAGAGCAUUUACAGGCGAUGUUGAACGCCGAAAUCCUGCCAGUUAUUCCGGGGCAAGGGUCGGUUGGUGCUUCCGGUGAUCUGGCGCCGCUGGCACAUCUCACCGCCGGUAUGAUGGGAGAGGGUACCGUGCGGGUGGCAGGUAAAGAGAUGAUUGCUUCCGUUGCGCUGUCAGAAGCCGGACUGUCACCAUUUUUGCUUGCUGCCAAGGAGGGACUGGGGAUGAUCAACGGUACCCAGGUAUCUACCGCUCUGGCCCUGGCAGGGUUGUUCGACUGCUGGCGUCUGAUCCAGUCAGCGCUGGUCACCGGUGCGAUGGCAAGUGACGCUAUGAUGGCGUCAACCGCGCCGUUUCGCAGCGAGAUACAUGUGCUGCGGGGACACCCCGGUCAAAUUGAUGUUGGCAAAGCGUUGCGUGCCCUGCUGUCUGGCUCCGAAAUUCGUGAAUCACACCGUGAAGGAGACACUCGGGUGCAGGAUCCUUACUGUAUGCGUUGCCAGCCACAGGUAAUGGGUGCUUGCGUGGAUAUGGUGCGACAUGUCGCGUCGGUUCUGGAAAUCGAAUCCAAUGCGGUGACCGACAACCCGUUAGUGAUUGUCGAUGAGGGCAGCAUGCUUUCCGGGGGUAAUUUUCACGCAGAGCCGGUUGCCUUUGGGGCCGACCAGCUGGCACUGGCGAUCGCGGAAAUCGGUUCCAUUACCGAGAGACGUAUCGCUACCAUGGUAGACCCUUCUCUCAACUACGGAUUGCCUGCGUUUCUGUCGCCGGAGCCGGGUUUGAACUCAGGAUUUAUGAUUGCCGAAGUCACUGCUGCGGCACUGAUGUCGGAGAACAAACAGAAAGCGAUGCCCUGCUCUGUUGACUCGACUCCGACCAGCGCAAAUCAGGAAGACCACGUUUCCAUGGCCUGUCAUGCAGCGCGGCGGCUUGGGGAAAUGAAUCAAAACCUGUCGAUCAUCAUCGGUAUCGAGCUCCUGGUCAGCGCCCAAGGAGUUGGCUUUCGCCAUCCGCUGGCGACCAGUGAAAUGUUGCGUGAGGUUAUUGAGGUGUUGAGACAGGAAGUGCCGGCACUUGAACAGGAUCGUUACAUGGCGGCGGACAUAGAGACUGCCUCGCAGAUGGUGCUUCACGGUGAGAUUUUGGCUCCGUCGCUUAUGCUCCUGCCAACGCUCUGGAAUCGUGACACUACACUAGAGUAG